Molecule: messenger RNA, 2277 nt
Organism: Punica granatum (pomegranate)
Lineage: Eukaryota; Viridiplantae; Streptophyta; Magnoliopsida; Myrtales; Lythraceae
Source: RefSeq, a predicted model, not a curated record
CAUCUCUCUCUCUCUCUCUCUCUCUCAUACGACCACAAGAGGUAAGUGCCGGCAAGUGAAGUGAAGAAGAGAGCCAUUCCUCCCCUCCGACGCAUCAAACAAACCGCUCAUCUCUCUCCGUCUCUCUCCGUCUCUGGCGCCGCUCCGUAGAUCGGUCGAUUCGACUGGUGAAAGCCUAAAUCGAGCUCAAGCUCCAGUUCCAUGGCAUCGAAGAAGCAAGGCCAGCGCCAGGUGCUGGAGUCCAUGUACUCGGUCAUCGCUCUGGUUUUCAUGCUGGUGGCCUGCGUCGAGCUCGGCGAUGCUGCCUCCGCCGUCGACGUCUACCGCCUGAUCCAGUACGACAUCUCCGGCGUCCCUUUCGGAUCUCGCCUCGCCAGCCUCAACCACCACGCCUCCUCCUUGCACUUCUCUCCCGGUGCCGAUCUCUCCCGCACUGUUCUCGUCAUUCCUGUUCGCGAACUGGACCUCGGUUUCGUUAAAGAAUAUAUAUCUCAAAGACAGCCACUGGGGGGUCUGUUAUUUCUGCUGCCUCAGAUAUUUUCUUUUGAAAAUAAAGAAGGAACAACGGAUAGCGACCAGAAUGGUGGGCUAGAACUGCUCAAGAACAAGUUGAUAGAGCUUGAACAGUCACUUAUACAUGCCAACAUACUUUAUCCAGUUUAUUUUGCUUUUGAGGAUGAGAAUGUGAAUGCUGUGUUGGCUGAUAUCAAGAAAAAUGAUGCCGCUGGUCAGCAGGCGACUGCAACAACCGGCGGAUACAAGUUUGUGGUAUCAGCUCCGGAGCCCAAGAAAGUUGCAUCUCCCGUCAUCACUAACAUUCAGGGAUGGUUGCCAGGAUUGAAAGCUGAUGGGGAUGCGACUCAACUACCAACCAUUGCUAUAGUGGUAUCUUAUGAUACAUUUGGGGCUGCUCCGGCAUUAUCGGUUGGAAGUGAUAGCAAUGGGAGUGGUGUUGUAGCACUGCUGGAAAUAGCUAGGUUGUUUUCUAUCUUGUACUCAAAUCCCAAGACAAGAGGAAGAUAUAAUUUGCUUUUUGGGCUCACAUCCGGCGGACCGUAUAAUUACAAUGGAACUCACAAGUGGCUUCGGAGCUUUGAUCAGCGUUUGAGGGAGUCUAUUGAUUAUGCCAUUUGUUUGAAUAGUGUUGGCUCAUGGGACAAUGAAUUGCAUCUUCAUGUGUCCAAGCCCCCAGAAAAUGCCUACAUAAAGCAGAUUUUUGAAGGUUUUACUAAUGUAGCAGAAGAGUUGGGAGUUAAAGUUGGUCUGAAGCACAAGAAGAUAAACAUAUCAAAUUCACGAGUAGCUUGGGAGCAUGAACAGUUUUCACGACUUAGAAUCACUGCUGCAACCCUUUCAGAGCUGUCUGUGGCACCAGGAUUACUAGAAAGCACUGGAGGUUUGUCUGAUGGCAGGCAUUUCCUAAAUGAAAAUGCGGUUAUCAGAACUGUCAAGUUAGUCGCUGAAAGUCUUGCGAGGCACAUUUAUGGCCACCAGGGAAAGAGCAUUGAAAUCUUUGCCAAUGGUAGCAGUUUGGCUGUUAAUCCUUCUUACAUAAGAUCUUGGUUGGAUCUUUUGUCACGAACACCUCGAGUAGCCCCAUUUCUUUCAAAGAACGACCCUUUUGUCAUGGCUUUGAAAAAGGAACUGACAGACCACACUGAUGAAGUAAUUAUGCAAAAUGAGGUGCUGGACGGAAUGUUCACUUUCUAUGAUUCCACGAAAGCUACUCUUAAUGUAUACCAGGUUGCUAGUGUGACCUUCGACUUGCUGUUGCUUCUGGUGUUGGGAUCGUAUCUAAUUGUUCUGUUUAGUUUUCUUGUCAUCAUAACUAGGGGUCUGGAUGAUCUCAUCAGUCUAUUCAGGCGACCUCCCUCUCGAAAGGUGAAAACCGCCUAGAUGAUUGGAUCAGCACAUGCCGUGGAUCCACUGUCCUAAGCUCAUAUUUUAGUUAACCCCGAGGACAUCUCUCAAGUAGCUUCAAACUGUUAGCUGCCAACAGCAGUUUCUUGGUGUUUCCCGACUAGUUUUAACUUAGCUCGAUCUCACAGGUGCCAUGUCUUGGUCCUGAUGUUUUGUAUUCCUCUUAUAGGCCGUGCCACUACAAGGGUCAUGAUCGAGAUGAGGGAAUUUAUUUCCUUUUGGAGUUAGGCAGAAGAUAUAUAAUUUUUCGAUGUGUCAACAAAAAUUUUGCUAGUAUCAAAUUUUCCUAAGAUGGAAUGCUAUUGAUGCAUGCUAAGCUGUGGCAAUGUGCCGAAUCGGUAUUAUCUUGAGGAUGCA